Messenger RNA from Amborella trichopoda, 696 nucleotides. The record is from RefSeq and is a predicted model, not a curated record. NCBI's taxonomy places the organism in Eukaryota, Viridiplantae, Streptophyta, Magnoliopsida, Amborellales, Amborellaceae.
UUCUCUAUAUCAUGGAUCUCACAACAGUCCCAUAAUCAAAGAUGGAGCUGAGGAAGAAAUGGACCUGACUACGGAAAACCUCCGCCAACCCCCAACGAAAUCCAUCCUUCGAAUCCCUGAUUCGAUGGCAUCUAUUAAAAGGGCAGACCCAAAACCUUUUUAUAAGGUCCUUGGCCCCGUGGCCCUCACCAUGGCUUCAGCCUUUGGCUUCGCCCUCCGCCUUCAGUUCGCAACUGCAAAUAUCUAUGCCUUGGCACUUUUGCUUUUCGUUUACUUGAUCAUUUUCAUGGUGUCGGUUGUGCUCAUUGUUUUGCUAGUUUUUGUGCCACAGUCAAUCGGAGGCAUGGAAGUGAUGAAGGUGUUGCUGGUAUUUGGGGUGGUACUGUUUGCUGGGGCAUUCCUUUUGGAAAUGCUUCUUUUGCUUCCCCAUGAAAUCCUGUGGAUUUUCUGGCUCAUCUGUAUUGUCCUAGUUUUGGUGGGGGUCUUGCUGCUCUAUCUUGUAAUCUCAGUCUCUGCAGCUGCAAAUGCAGAGAUAGAGGCUGCAAUGGUGUAGAGAAAGAGAUGCCAAUGUAGAGAUAUAAUGUUGUGUGUUUGCAUGGGUGUGUACAUAUACACCUAGCGAGGUCCUGGUGCAUUUACUUCUCUUCUUGAUUGUAAUAACAUGAGAGUUAUUUAUCUCCCUAAAAAGUGUGAAAA